This is a messenger RNA of Ictidomys tridecemlineatus (thirteen-lined ground squirrel), 1916 nucleotides long. NCBI's taxonomy places the organism in Eukaryota, Metazoa, Chordata, Mammalia, Rodentia, Sciuridae. The record is from RefSeq and is a predicted model, not a curated record.
GUGUCGGGAAAAUGAUCCAGAGUCUGUUUCUCAUAAACUGUUCCGGUGACAUAUUUCUAGAGAAGCACUGGAAGAGUGUUGUGAGCCAAUCUGUCUGUGAUUAUUUCUUUGAAGCUCAGGAGAAAGCUGCUGAUGUUGAAAAUGUACCACCUGUCAUUUCAACACCUCACCACUACCUCAUCAGUAUCUACCAAGAUAAGCUCUUCUUUGUGUCUGUCAUACAGACUGAAGUGCCACCUCUCUUUGUUAUUGAGUUCCUACAUCGAGUUGCUGACACUUUUCAGGACUACUUUGGUGAGUGUUCGGAGGCUGCAAUUAAGGAUAAUGUGGUCAUAGUAUAUGAGCUCUUGGAAGAAAUGUUAGACAACGGAUUUCCACUGGCAACAGAGUCUAACAUUUUGAAAGAACUGAUUAAACCACCAACAAUUCUUCGUUCUGUUGUCAGCUCUAUUACAGGCAGUAGUAAUGUUGGGGACACACUCCCCACUGGGCAGCUGUCCAACAUUCCAGGGCACCAGGUAGGAAUAGAAUACACAAACAAUGAAGCCUAUUUUGAUGUUGUUGAAGAAAUAGAUGCAAUUUUAGGUAAAUCAGGAUCUACAGUCUUUGCAGAAAUUCAAGGAGUCAUUGAUGCUUGCAUUAAGCUAUCUGGAAUGCCCAAUCUCUCUCUCUCUUUCAUGAACCCAAGGCUUCUAGAUGAUGUCAGUUUCCACCCCUGCAUCCGAUUCAAGUGUUGGGAAUCUGAACGAGUUUUGUCAUUUAUCCCUCCAGAUGGAAAUUUCCGACUCAUAUCAUAUCGUGUCAGCUCACAAAAUCUAGUGGCAAUACCAGCGUAUGUGAAACACAGUAUUAGCUUUAAAGAGAACAGUUCUUGUGGCAGAUUUGAUAUAACAAUUGGACCAAAGCAAAAUGGGAAAACUAUUGAAGGAAUUACAGUGACAGUUCACAUGCCAAAAGUUGUGCCGAAUAUGAACCUGACACCAACACAAGGCAGCUAUACAUUUGAUCCAGUCACUAAGGUAUUAACAUGGGAUGUGGGGAAAAUCACUCCACAAAAGCUUCCAAGUCUUAAAGGACUGGUAAAUUUACAGUCUGGAGCACCCAAGCCAGAAGAGAAUCCUAGCCUCAACAUACAGUUCAAGAUCCAGCAGCUUGCUAUUUCAGGCUUAAAAGUAAACCGCUUGGACAUGUAUGGGGAGAAGUAUAAGCCAUUUAAAGGAGUCAAGUAUGUCACGAAAGCUGGAAAGUUUCAAGUGAGGACAUGAGAAGAGGCCAAAAUUCCUCAACAAGAUCAAUUUGUUUUCAAGUGUCAUUACAAUUUAUUAUUAGGUACCAAAUGGGCGGUAAUACAUAUUCUAGUUAAAGCAUUUGUGUUGAGCUAUACACCACUAACAAAGUUAUUUAGAAAUUGAUGUAGGGUUCUUAAGGAGCUUUAAGCUAAGGAAUCUUUUCUAAUGACUUAGCUUAUUUUGUAUCUUUUCACUUAGGAAGAUUAUGGAGGUGAUUUCUUCCAUAGGUGGGUGCCAGCUGGAUGCUGCACACUGUAACAGGAAAGGCAGAAGACUACAUUGAUGACCUCACUUGCUCUCCUAAAGCCAGUGAAUUGGUCUUAUUCAGCAGGAACUGUCUCAAUCAGUGAUGUGACAUGUCAGGUGCAGCCAAAUGUCACACCUCCUGAUCUUAGCCAUCUCAGUCCUAUCUGUCCUAACAGAGGAAAUUCCCCCCACCCAAGAAGUUUACAAAAACUGCCUCUUCAAGUGUUUGCCUUAUUCAGCUUUUCACUUGUGCCAUUAAGCAAGCACUGUAGCAAAAGCCACUUCCACAUGGCCCUGGCAGGGAGCACUACUGCUCCAUGCUCCAUUCACACUGUACUUGGUAUUGUAUUUUUUAUAAUAAGAUUUUUAUGUAAAGCUCAA